This is a messenger RNA of Pelmatolapia mariae (spotted tilapia), 816 nucleotides long. It is a transcript of the gene foxl2l, whose product is annotated as forkhead box L2-like. The coding region runs from base 1 to 816 and encodes 271 amino acids. Gene Ontology annotation, biological process: anatomical structure morphogenesis; regulation of transcription by RNA polymerase II; cell differentiation. NCBI's taxonomy places the organism in Eukaryota, Metazoa, Chordata, Actinopteri, Cichliformes, Cichlidae. The record is from RefSeq and is a predicted model, not a curated record. Gene Ontology annotation, molecular function: RNA polymerase II cis-regulatory region sequence-specific DNA binding; DNA-binding transcription factor activity, RNA polymerase II-specific. The transcript has a single exon.
AUGGAUGCAGAGGAGAAGUCCCCCGGCGGCCAAGGUGCGCAGAUUCUGGACAUCGGCUCAAACUCGCCCCCUUGUGAGCCUAAAGGUGCGCCAGAGACCGGACAGCUGGAGAAGCCGCCGUAUUCAUACGUGGCUCUCAUCGCCAUGGCCAUCAAGGACAGCGAGAACAAGAGACAGACUCUGAGCGGGAUCUAUCAGUAUAUAGUGUCCAAGUUCCCCUACUACGAGAGGAACAAGAAAGGCUGGCAAAACAGCAUAAGACACAAUUUGUCUCUCAACGAGUGCUUCGUUAAGGUGCCCAGGGACAGCGGAGGGGACAGAAAGGGCAAUUACUGGAUGCUGGACCCCGCAUUUGAGGACAUGUUUGAGAAGGGAAACUACCGACGGCGGAGGAGGGUGCGGAGACCCUACAGACCCCCGAGUGUGCCUUACCUGGGCGGGAAUCCCGUGGAGUACUCUGAGUCGCUCUACCUGCAGCCUUACGUGAGCAGCUCCUGGAGCGUGUGCCAGCCCGGCUCGACCCAGCCUACGGGAUAUCCGUCAGCUCCGGUCAUCACGGGACACAGCCGCAGCGUGUCUCCGGGUACCUCUAUGAGCUCCUACUGCACCCCUCCUCCCCACUUUCACCAUACUCACUACGGCGCUUACCACCGCCACCCGCCCGUGCUGGUCCCCCACAACGGGUAUCCUUACGGCGGGGUGACUCAACCGAUGAGCCCGGAUGGAGGCACCGUUUCCGUGGCUUGCAGCUACCAGCAGUUCACCUCCUACGGCAGACCAGCGGACCCAGCCCUGGCUUAUUUAAUGGACCAGUAG